This is a messenger RNA of Sitodiplosis mosellana (orange wheat blossom midge), 1898 nucleotides long. RefSeq names its product protein will die slowly (gene wds). Gene Ontology annotation, molecular function: histone binding. NCBI's taxonomy places the organism in Eukaryota, Metazoa, Arthropoda, Insecta, Diptera, Cecidomyiidae. The coding region runs from base 363 to 1406 and encodes 347 amino acids. The transcript has 4 exons. Gene Ontology annotation, cellular component: Set1C/COMPASS complex. The record is from RefSeq and is a predicted model, not a curated record.
AGUCACAGCAUUCGCGUAGAGUAACACUGGUGCUGCCCGAUGUGUGAGAGUAGCAAAUUGUAGCAAGCAAGCCGUCAUUCAUGUUGAAUAUAUUCCGUCGUUUGUGUCAAAACACAGGAGUGCAUUUUGCGUUUAUUCACGCGUUCACAAUUCUUUACUCAGUGGAAAACGAACAAAACGGCAUAAUUUUUUGGCAAAUUAUUGAAUUAAAUUCGCCGUUUGUAACUAGUACAGAAUAAGUUGAUUGGAACUGAAUAGUCAAAAGGGUUUCAAUUGAAUUGGCGAAUAAUUGGUAAAAGUAAGGUUAGAGUAACAUACGCGCUCAAUUCGUUCGGAGAAUUUACGUAAAAAAAGUCGCAAAAAUGGUGCCAAUUGGUCAUCCAGGUGCACCACACAACAUUCAUGGACCACAUGGAAUGCAAUCGAUGCCGAGCGCACCAUCCGGACCGAACACAUUGUCUACCAAUCAGUCAAACAAAGCAGCAUCAUCAGUGAAACCAAAUUACACAUUGAAAUUCACAUUGGCCGGUCACACAAAAGCAGUAUCAGCGGUAAAAUUCAGUGCUAACGGUGAAUGGCUCGCCAGUUCAUCUGCUGAUAAAUUGAUCAAAAUCUGGGGUGCCUACGAUGGUAAAUUUGAGAAAACAAUUGCCGGCCACAAGUUGGGUAUUAGCGAUGUGGCUUGGUCGAGCGAUAGUCGUUUGUUGGUUAGUGCCAGUGACGAUAAAACACUAAAACUCUGGGAAUUAAGCACUGGAAAAUGUCUAAAAACACUCAAGGGCCACAGUAAUUAUGUGUUUUGCUGUAAUUUCAAUCCACAAAGCAAUUUGAUUGUGUCAGGCAGUUUUGAUGAGAGUGUACGCAUUUGGGAUGUUCGAACUGGUAAAUGUUUGAAAACACUGCCCGCACACUCGGAUCCAGUGAGUGCGGUCAAUUUCAAUCGUGACGGUUCGUUAAUUGUAUCAUCAAGCUAUGAUGGUUUGUGCCGUAUUUGGGACACCGCUUCGGGUCAAUGUCUGAAAACAUUGAUUGACGACGAUAAUCCGCCUGUGUCAUUCGUCAAAUUCUCACCGAACGGCAAAUAUAUUCUGGCCGCCACACUCGACAACACACUCAAACUAUGGGACUACUCUAAAGGCAAAUGCUUAAAAACGUACAUCAACCACAAAAAUGAAAAGUAUUGCAUAUUCGCCAACUUCUCAGUCACCGGCGGAAAGUGGAUUGUAUCGGGCAGCGAAGAUAAUAUGGUUUACAUUUGGAAUCUACAGAGCAAAGAAGUCGUACAGCGCUUACAAGGCCAUACAGACGUUGUACUAUGCACGGCAUGCCAUCCGACAGAGAACAUCAUCGCAUCGGCCGCCCUCGAAAACGACAAAACAAUCAAACUGUGGAAGAGUGAUACAUAAAUUCAACAAGUGGACAGAACAUUCAUUUUAAGUCACCGUUUCCACCAUUUGGAUGUAAAUCAUCUCGAAAGAGAGACUCUUCGGUUUCUUUUUUCUACAUUUCAAACUGAUUUCUACUGGAUUUUUUUAGUCUUUAUAAGCAAUUUUGAAUUCAGAAAAUGAAUUUCGUUUCUUUAAGUAAUAAUCAAAGGAAAAAUAAUAUAAACGUGAACAAGGACCGCUUCAUAAACGUUACGCAUAUUUUGGCUACCGCAAUUUGAGUCGCUUCAAACAAGUUGAAUUAUUUUAUUGAAUCUACUCCCGUAAAAUGCGUAAACAAAUAAAUGAAGCAAAAGACACAACAAUAAAAUCAGAUAAUUUUGACAAGACCACAAAUGUAAAUCAUUAUAUAAUGACCGACAUUAAUUGAAACCCAUUUUUUCCUUUAUGACAAACAUUUUGAUGAGUUACAAAAAUAAAAAUUACAAUUAUAUUGAGGAAGAACAACAACAA